Messenger RNA from Pomacea canaliculata, 3662 nucleotides. Its product is annotated as serine/threonine-protein kinase Nek4-like. Gene Ontology annotation, molecular function: protein kinase activity; ATP binding. The record is from RefSeq and is a predicted model, not a curated record. NCBI's taxonomy places the organism in Eukaryota, Metazoa, Mollusca, Gastropoda, Architaenioglossa, Ampullariidae. The coding region runs from base 277 to 2112 and encodes 611 amino acids. The transcript has 13 exons. Gene Ontology annotation, biological process: protein phosphorylation.
UUUAUUCGAUCCUUCCAAAAAUUCCAUAGUUGAUGUUUAUGGUUCUGCCUUUUUGUUUACGAAGAUUUGAAAGUAAUCGAUAUUGUGAUUGUUAUGGGAAAGCUAACUUGCAGCAGUUAAUAAAGAUGCAUAUAUCGAUCGCUAGCACAUCUUGAGUUCAAUCAGCGGAUCACGUGUGGAUCGAUCGAUGGACGGAUCGACGUGUCUCAAUUUACAGGUUUCUUUGAAACUUUCAAGGAAGUUUAACGACCCACUUCAGUUGUCAAUGAAGUUGCCAUGCAUCAAGAACUGGGGGACGAUAAACAAUGGACAGUGGAACGGGAACUUGGAAGAGGAUCAUUUGCAACUGUCUACAAACUAGUGCAUGCACAUACAGCUGCUUCCACCAAUGCUGAAAAUAAGUUUGCACUCAAGGUGAUAAAUGGACAAGGAUCCAAUGCACAUGACCGAGAAGAGGCCUUCAAAGAAUUUAGACUGAUGCAACGCUUGUCACAUCAACACGUGGUCAUCUUUCUGGAUUCUUUUCAAGUAGAUAAAGAUUUGCAUCUAGUGCUGGAGCUUUGUGAGGGAGGAGACCUGCGCACUUUCUUAGACAGGCUCAGAGAACAAAGAAUGCGUGAGGCCAAGGUCAGUGUGGGAGUGAAGGAGACACAGGUGAUCAAAUGGACAGAGCAGCUUGCCAGCGCUUUGCAUUACCUGCAUGGGGAAAAGGUUUUGCAUCGUGAUCUGAAACCUCAAAACAUACUUUUAAAGAAUGAACAGCACUUAAAAAUUGGAGAUCUUGGCAUUGCAAGACAGCUUAUCUACACACAAGAAAUGGUGAUGUCUUACAAAGGCACUCCACUGUACAUGGGUCCAGAAAUUUACAAAGGCUCUCCUUACAGUUACAAGGCAGACAUCUGGAGUCUUGGGUGCUGUGUCUAUGAGAUGAUGUCACUACAAUAUGCAUUUCAUGCCAGCAACAGAUACCAAGUUGCAUGGGCAGUAAUGUCCAGUCAGGUAAAACCACUUCCAGCUUGUUACAGUCAAGAGUUGCAAUCUCUUGUCUUCAACAUGUUGGACAAAAACCCAGAUGCUCGGCCUUCUGCUGCUGAUAUUGUCUGUACUAUUCAGGGUUUGCAAGAUUUGACUUCACAAAGAUGCCAGCAACAGGAAGUGCUUAAGAGAGACAAAUGCUGUAGCAUUACACAGCUCAAAACUUCUCAUCGUGACAUAGCAAAUGCAUUGUUUAGGUUCCUCAGCAGAGAGCAUGCAGCACAAUCUAGUCACAUGGCCUAUCUUGCAAACACAUCCAUCUGCCACAGCAACAGAAGUAAAAACUUUGAUGCAGGGGAAGAUGUCUCCCAUAUUAGUAUCUUGCCACAGCAAGACACAGUACUCAAUUUACCUACAAAAAGAGAAGCACAUUCAAGCAGUGAGAAAAGCAUUACUGAGUCAACGCAAAGGGGUAUUACAAAUCAUUAUCAUGACAGCACAGCAUUCAGCCAAGAUAGAGAUAGCACAAGCACCAUGUUACCUAAAUAUGAAAUCAGUUGUGAUGUUGAGAGUUCCCCAAAUAUGGAGAGUUCUACUGAAACCUUGCAAUCUCCAAACCAUGAUCAUCAAUUUUCUGAUGUAGAGAGUUUUAAAAACUCAGACAACCAAAGUAAUUACCCAGAUUUAAGUAAGCUUACCUCUGAAACAGACUGUAGAGCAUACGCCAGAGAAAUUGUUAACUGGGCAAAAUCACGACUAGUUACACUGCAAGAAAACAAGACUUCAGAAACCAUGAAAGAACAUGAUGUAAAUGUCCUCAAGGAAGAUGCAACCCCAGGAGCUGAUCAUUCAGAAGAAGAGAAAAGCAGUGAUAUUAAGCACAAAUCUGGUGGAGCUGUACCAAAAAAAGCGAAAUUUAAAGAGAGUAAAACUGAGAAAGAACAUACAGGAAAAGUUAUAAGAAAAUCUGAAGAGAAGGAUUUAUAUCUUUUGCAGAAUAGAUCAAAAGAGGGCAAUGACAAAAUGGGACAAAAUGGAGCGAUAACUCUGUUCACAAGAAGCCAGCGUGUAACUUUCAAGAAAGAUGCUCACCUUUCACAAGAUAAAGACAUAACAGAUAAGGAAAUUUUACUUUGAGAAAAGACAUUUGAAAGAUGAUCCUUACUGAUUUUCCACUUCAUGGACAGCUGUGCAAGAGUGAUCACAAACAUUGCAACAUUUAGUGUUGGGUGAUGACUGAACCUGCACCUACACUGGUGUGAAGCUGGUCAGGUUCACAUUAAAAAAAAAAAAAAGAGAGAAUUAUAGCCAAGCUGAACUAUUGAUCAGUGUAAUUAUUCAUCAAAGCAAGACUUAAACAAGCUGAGCAGGUUGUGUGAGGUCAAGAUAAACUUAUCAAACAAACUGUAAUCUUGGAUUCAACUUUCAUUCUACUCCUUGGCCUCAGGACGAGUAAGCUCCACUGGCUGUGAUUGAGAAAAGAUGUUGGUGCUAAGCUUUCAUUUGACUGUUUGGACUUAGCACAUAUUCCAAAGCAGCAGCCCUUUUCUGAUUUUUUUUUUUUUUUUUAUGGGCCACCCAGCAGUCAGAAUAACAAGUAUCAACUCAGUCUGAGCAUGUGUGCCAGCAAUACUUCUGCUAUUCAGUCUCUUAUUGCUUUCCUUUGGACCAUCAAUCUUACUAAUGUUCAUGUCCCUGUUAAUGUGGGUCAGAAGAGCUUGAGACUGGUAAAAUCAAUAAAGCUCCAGAAAAAAGACAAAAGAAAGAUAUUCUUUUUCCCAGAACUCAAAAAGCUCAUCUUCAGAGCCUAUGCAAGUUACAGUCUAAAUCUGUAACCCUAGUAUUGGCAGCUGGCUUUUUAUUAAAGUAUUGCAUAUUUUCUAUUAAGCUUUAUAAUUAUAAUUGUAUCUUCAAUAAAAUUGACUUAUCAGUAGUUUCUACUAACUCCACAUUUUGUUCUUCUGGUGUUUAAUGUCAAGUAGAUGUAAAUAUUGUUCAUUCAGAAACACAUUUAAGUGCUAAUGUACUUUGUUUUACCUAUAUUUUGUAUCAUUCACAUGCUGCACAAGAGAAUGUUGCAGACUUGUUAUACACUUAAAAAAAUGACUUUGCAUGAUCACAUAGUGUUGCAUAAUGUGACCUUGAUCUCAACAUGAAGAUCUAAGAACCAGUUUUGAAGCAAUUUUUCAAGUCUCAAUCAGUACUAUGUGAAGGUUUGCAGCUACAAGACUAAAAUUCAGUUUUGUUACCUAUCAGCUUUUUCACAGGGCAUAGGGCUACUUGAAGUAGCAUUUGUAACAGUCUGUGAAUACAAUUAUUUUUCAUAAAUCUUUCACAUAUUUUUAGUGAUUCAAGAAAUUUAAAGUCUUGCAGUAGAUUAAUAGGAAGGAAAUCUGUGGUGGUUCUAGGCAGGGUUUCAGGUUGUGUAGUAAAGUGUAAGGUAAAAAGACAUGUACUUCAGUGUAACAGAAUACUUGCCAAAGGUGUAGGAAGCUGUGAUUGAGACUGAGGGUUUGGAUGGAAACUACCAAUCAGGUAGUAAGCAUGAAUGUGUGUAAUGAAAUGUACAUCUGGCAAAAAACUGACAUAUUUAUGAUUAUGAAAUAAAAUGAUAGCCUUUAUUAUUCAGGAAUGAGAAAAAAAUGAUCUAGAGGUGAAAUAAAAAUCUAACUGAUCACUAAAUAAAU